This is a messenger RNA of Rhopilema esculentum, 8144 nucleotides long. RefSeq lists its product as uncharacterized. Lineage: Eukaryota; Metazoa; Cnidaria; Scyphozoa; Rhizostomeae; Rhizostomatidae. Gene Ontology annotation, biological process: Notch signaling pathway. The record is from RefSeq and is a predicted model, not a curated record. Gene Ontology annotation, molecular function: calcium ion binding; Notch binding.
UCAUACAUGCCAAACAUGUUCACAUAACUUUUUUGUGAUAACUCGAAACUGUCACGGACACAAACCAAAACCAGACAGUCAGCUGAAGACCAACUUCUCUCCCGAUUGCAUCUAAAUUUUGGAAAUCGCUUUCAUCAGAGAUAAGGAAUGCCAGUAGCAAACACAUUUUCAACAAGGAACUUAAAUUAUAUUUUACAACCACGCUUUGAUUUUUCAUUGAUCUAUUUAUUUAAGUAGUUUCAAGUAUUUUUUUAAGCAGUGCAAAUAGUUUCACAGUAAUUUAUUGUUUCUUAUUUUUGUCUUUUCUAUUUAUUUCCUUUUUUCUUAAUCUUACAGUUUGCUCUUUACUAUGAAAAAUAAAAAAAUGUCCCCUUACACUCUCUAAAAAUCGCAUCUGAAGAGCAUAGGAGUCAUAGCUGGAUAGCUCUCCCGGGUUAAUUCUAUGACUUACUCAUCAAAAUAAUUUACAUCUGAUUAGUUAAUUACUCAACUAUUCUAUUAAUCAAAUCAACACGGUUUUCUUUAAAAACAAAUUUUGGCGGUACAAAAUUUUAAAAUGGAUUUGAAAAAAGCUAAAAUUUCACAACAUGCUGAAAAAGGUUUAUCAGAAUAAGAGUCCGAAAGCACAAUAUAGAAAAUACAAAGUUUCAAAUUUAUUUUUAUAAAUGUAGUCAGGGACGCCGGAGAAGGGAGGGGCGCGGUGGGUCAACCACCCCUGCUGCCUUUUGAUAGGAGUGCCGAGAGGAGCCAGAGUGCCCUUUUUCAUUAAAGUGCCCUUGAAACCGGCCAUUUGUAAUAAUAAGAGAGAUUCAAACGAAAUUCUGGUUAUAUUCCCUUUUUCAUGACAAAAUUUCUCAAAACCUUAGUUCCUUUUGCCAAAAAAGGAGUUAGUAGAAGGAAUUUGUAGAAGCUGGGAAUUAUCUUUCAAAUUCCCUUUUAACCAAGCCUGCCCCGUUGCCCCUUUGUCGUUCCGGCGUUCCUGAAUGUAGUGCUUUUUUACUUGUCACAUUAACCUUUUACACUGUGUAACAUUUUCUAAUCUUGAUAUAUUGAAUAAUAUGCUUUGAGAGUUUGCGCUUCAGUUUGUGUUAUUAAAUUUUAAGUCACGAGUGGAACAGAAAACGCCAAUUGACACUUCUGGUUAUAGUUAUUCUGUGGUUGGGGCAAAUAUCUUUCCUUAGCGUCACCACUGGAAACAAACCAAGCCCAAAAGCAAAUCAUUUAUGGUACUUUAAUUUUUUACCGGUAUAUCAAUUGCCGGAAUGGUUUUAUAAUAAUUGAUAGUUCUUUACAUAUACAAAUAAAGCAAUUAUUUCACCUGUCAAUAAAUACUGCAGCGCUAAGGUAACAACUACCACAUACAUUCAAAAGGUUUAAUAUUCCAUACGCUUGUUUAAUGUUGGUUAAGAUCCUGAAAAUGAGAAACUGGUGCUAUCAAUUCAUACUGAAUGAUUAUCAUACAGAAGUCAACCCACAUUCUUAAUGGUCACCAACGUAAUUCUAUGCGUUUGUUUAUUUUCAUGAAUUUCCCUUACCAGCAACAGCAUCAGUAAAUUGUGAUGUCACAGUGAACAGUCAUGGCCAAGAACAGCACAGCUUUAUCUCAACUUUUUGCUGUAUUUCUCAUUUCCAAUACUAUCUACCGCGUCAUUGGUAAUGUGUAUCGAUCAGAAUGCCGGAGAGAUGCACUUUUGGUUGCAACAGACAGAGACAAGGUUGUUUCUCAAACUGUUGGUGGUGUUUUGCAAACAAUUAAAAACAUCAGAUUACCUCUUUGUGCAAAGCAAUGUACUGGAAACAACCAGUGUCAAUCGCUGAAUUUCAAGAAGGCUGCAACAAGUGAAUGUGAAAUUUUAAGCUUUAACAAAACCUCUGCUGGAGCUGUAAUAGAGAAUAAGCCGGGCUGGAUUCACUACGAACCAAUCAACCAGACUGGCCCAAGAUGCCGCCUCGUAGAUUGUGAGCCUGGCUAUCAGUGCGUUGAGAGGUGCAGUAUAUUAUCUGGGUACGAGUGCAUAGAUAUCGAUGAGUGCCAAAGUGGACCAUGCCAGAAUGGUGGAGCUUGCAGUAACUUGGUGAACAAGUACACUUGUACUUGUGUGCCUGGGUACACUGGUAUAAAUUGUGAAACCGAUAUCAACGAGUGCCAAAGUGUACCGUGUCAGAAUGAUGGAACUUGUUAUAACUUGGUGAAUAAGUACAAUUGCUCCUGUGUGCCAGGGUAUACUGGUUUAAAUUGUGAAACCGAUAUCAACGAGUGCCAAAGCUCGCCUUGCCAAAAUGGUGGCACUUGCACCAAUCUGGUCAACAAGUACAGUUGCUCCUGCGCAGCGGGUUAUGUAGGUACAAACUGCGAAAUCGACGUCAAUGAAUGCGGCAGCUCUCCAUGCCAAAACGGAGGAACAUGCAACAACCUGGUGAAUCAAUACACGUGCACAUGUACCGCUGAAUACACUGGGACCAACUGCGAAACACUAAGUACAGAGUGUAAUUCAUAUACAACCUUGACUAGUGCUGAUAGGAAUAUAAAUUACAUUGACGGUACAACUUCUUGUGACAGUAGCCUAACACUGGGAUGGUACCGUUUUAUGGGAUCAGCAGGGAACAUGAUGUACACAAGUUGUCCGCCAGGUUAUGGAACUGAUUACAGGUGUCAAACACACGGUGGAGGCUGGCUGAAUGGGGCUCAUCCCUCAACCAGUGAAGGAAUAGUAGAGAGAACAGUUUGUUUUGCAUGGUCAGGUUGUUGCGGUUUGUCUAAUGUGAUAAGAGUAAAAAAUUGUGGAAGCUACUACGUUUAUGAGCUUAAGCCUACAACUUCAUGCAGCUAUCGCUAUUGCGUUAUUCACAAAAGCUACUUGUGCAUUGAUACCGCCUUUGUAAAUUAUUACACACGGCAUUUGUUUACUUCGAUCCCAAAAAGAGCAGACAUGGACAAGAACAGCACAGUUUUAUCUCAACUUUUUGCUGUAUUUCUCAUUUCCAAUGCCAUCUACCGCGUCAUUGGUAAUGUGUAUCGAUCAGAAUGCCGGAGAGAUGCACUUUUCAUUGCAACAGACAGAGACAAGGUUGUUUCUCAAACUGUUGGUGGUGUUUUGCAAACAAUUAAAAACAUCAGAUUACCUAUUUGCGCAAAGCAAUGUACUGGAAACAACCAGUGUCAAUCGCUGAAUUUCAAGAAGGCUGCAACAAGUGAAUGUGAAAUUUUAAGCUUUAACAAAACCACUGCUGGAGCUGUAAUAGAGAACAAGCCGGGCUGGAUUCACUACGAACCAAUCAACCAGACAGGCCCAAGAUGCCGCCUCGUAGAUUGUGAUCCUGGCUAUCAAUGCGUUGAGAGAUGCAGCAGAUUGUCUGGGUACGAGUGCAUAGAUAUCAAUGAGUGCCAAAGUAAUCCGUGCCAGAAUGGUGGAACUUGCAAUAACUUGUUGAAUAAGUACACUUGUACCUGUGUGCCAGGGUACACUGGUAUAAAUUGUGAAAGCGAUAUCAAUGAGUGCCAAAGUGGACCGUGCAGGAAUGGUGGAACUUGCAAUAAUCUGGUUAACAAGUACACUUGCUCCUGUGCGCCAGGGUACAUUGGUAUCAAUUGUGAAAACGAUAUCAACGAGUGCCAAAGCUCGCCUUGCCAAUAUGGUGGAACUUGCAGUAAUUUGGUAAACAAGUACAGUUGCUCCUGCGCAGCAGGUUACAUAGGUACAAACUGCGAAAGCGACUACAACGAAUGCAGCAGCUCUCCGUGCCAAAAUGGAGGAACGUGCAACAACCUGGUGAACCAAUACUCCUGCACAUGUACCUCCAGGUAUAGUGGAACCAACUGCCAAACAUCAAAUACAGGAUGUGGUUCAUAUGCUCCAAUGAGUGAUCCUGAUAGGAAUAUAAAUUUCAUUGAUGGUUCUGUUACUUGUGACAGUAGCCUAACACUGGGAUGGUACCGUUUUACGGGAGCAGCAGGCACCAUGAUGUACACAAGUUGCCCAGAAGGUUAUGGAGUGAAAUUCAGGUGUAAGACACACGCUGGUAGCUGGCUGAAUGGGCCACUUCCCUCAACCAGUGAUGGGAUAGUGGAUAGAAAAGUUUGUUUUGCGUGGUCGUCAAACUGUUGUUAUUUUUCUACAAUGAUAAAAGUAGAAAAUUGUGGAGGCUUCUACAUUUAUCAGCUGAAGGCUCCUCCUGGAUGUAGCCUUCGCUAUUGCGGCUACAUUCACAAAAGCUACUUGUGCAUUGAUACCGCCUUUGUAAAUUAUUACACACGGCAUUUGUUUACUUCGAUCCCAAAAAGAGCAGACAUGGACAAGAACAGCACAGUUUUAUCUCAACUUUUUGCUGUAUUUCUCAUUUCCAAUGCCAUCUACCGCGUCAUUGGUAAUGUGUAUCGAUCAGAAUGCCGGAGAGAUGCACUUUUCAUUGCAACAGACAGAGACAAGGUUGUUUCUCAAACUGUUGGUGGUGUUUUGCAAACAAUUAAAAACAUCAGAUUACCUCUUUGUGCAAAGCAAUGUACUGGAAACAACCAGUGUCAAUCGUUGAAUUUCAAGAAGGAUGCAAUAAGUGAAUGUGAAAUUUUAAGCUUUAACAAAACCACUGCUGGAGCUGUAAUAGAGAACAAGCCGGGCUGGAUUCACUACGAACCAAUCAACCAGACAGGCCCAAGAUGCCGCCUUGUAGUAUGUGAUCCUGGCUAUCAAUGUGUUGAGAAAUGCAGCAUAUUAUCUGGGUACGAGUGCAUAGAUAUCAACGAGUGCCAAAGUGGACCAUGCCAAAAUGGUGGAACUUGCAAUAACUUGGUGAAUAGGUACAGUUGCUCCUGUGUGCCAGGGUACAAUGGUAUGAAUUGUGAAAACGAUAUCGAUGAGUGCAAAAGUAAUCCGUGUCAGAAUAGCGGAACGUGCAGUAACUUGGUGAAUAAGUACACUUGUACCUGUGUGCCAGGGUACACUGGCAUAAAUUGUGAAAGUGAUAUCAACGAGUGCCAAAGUGGACCGUGCCAAAAUGGUGGAGCUUGCAAUAACUUGGUGAAUAAGUACACUUGCUCCUGUGUGCCAGGGUACGCUGGUAUAAAUUGUGAAACCGAUAUCAACGAAUGCCAAAGCUCGCCUUGCCAAAAUGGUGGAACUUGCACCAAUCUGGUCAACAAGUACAGUUGCUCCUGCGCAGCAGGUUAUGUAGGUACAUCCUGUGAAAGCGACUACAAUGAAUGCAGCAGCUCUCCGUGCCAAAACAGUGGAACAUGUAACAACUUGGUGAACCAAUAUUCGUGCACAUGUGCCCUUGGGUAUAGUGGAACCAACUGCCAAACACAAAAUUCAGAUUGUGGUUCUUAUACAACCUUGACUGGUGGUGAUAGGCACGUAAACUUCAUUGACGGUUCUGUUGCUUGUGACAGUAGCCUAACACUGGGAUGGUACCGUUUCAUGGGAGCAGCAGGCACCACGAUGUAUACAAGUUGCCCAGAAGGUUAUGGAGUGAAAUUCAGGUGUAAGACACACGCUGGUGGCUGGCUGAGUGGGUCACAUCCUUCAACCAGUGACGGGAUUGUGGAUAGGACAGUUUGUUUUGCGUGGUCGACAACUUGUUGCUAUGGUUCUAUUGCCAUAAAAGUAAAAAACUGUGGAGGCUUUUAUAUUUAUCAGCUGAAGCCUACUCCAUGCAGCUUUCGCUAUUGUGGCUACUAAACGCCUACCCGUGACACUAUUGGCUGUAGUUAUUCUAUAUUCACUGAUCAUUUUAAUUUUGCAUAUAUUUAUUGGUCAGAGGCGGGAACAAUGUACAUCAUCUACAGGAACUACUUAACAAUAGCACAUAGUUGGUUUUUGCUUUCUAAAUCAACUGAAGAAUAUUCUCCAAAAGUAAGACCGCAAAUUUGAUUGAAUAACCCAACGGUAAAGAAUUAAAAAGCAACAGUCAUAAAUUGUCUAUGCGUCUUUUAGCUAAAAUUUAAAUUAUCGAAACUUCAUUGUUAAAAUCUUACAAUAUCACACACCAACAAAUGUCAAUAUCCCUUAAAUCCCUUGGUGAUCAAAUUUAGCUUCUUCUUGCUUAUUCAAGUAUAUGGUUGAUUCAUAUAAGGCAACUGAACAAAAUAAACGAAUUAAAAAAAUCUGACCCUGCAUAUAUAACUUAAGGUUCUUAUUUUAGUUAAUAAUGAAGAAUAUUCUCCAAAUAAACCCCCAAACCAUUAUCAUUCAUUUAAUUCUAAUAUACAUCAUAUUAAAACCUCCAAAUUUGAAAGAUUUCUCUUAAAUAAACAGCAUUAUUGAUAGGAGGUUCAAAAAGAGUCAAGUAACUAAGAUUACUUGUCAAAAAUCUUUGUAAUAUUUACUUUUUCUUUAGUGAACUGCGAAAUAUAAACAUUCAUGUCACAAUGCAGUAAAGAACUUGCAAAACACAUUCAAUGGCAUUUCUUUCUAUUCAUUCUUCUUAAUAUUAUUUCAAAUUUUUCAAUAAAUGUAUUUACAUGUAAUAGUGGUCAUUAAUGCUUACUCCUACCUCCAAGUAAAACUUUGAAACUUUCGUUUAAACUAGUGGCUGCUAAUCACAAUAAAUACAUAAUGGUGUGUUUAUAUCACAGAUGAACAGAUAAAUAUAGAUAUAGAUUUUAAUGAAUGUAGAUAAAAUUUAUCUAACUGGUAGCAACUAGCAAUCUAUAAGAAAAAGUAAUAACAAUCUAAAGAAAUAACAAUCUACAGGAAUAAAAGAUCCUUUCAUAUCGAAGCAUAUGCGAGAAUUGGAAAAAUGAUGGACCUGCUGCAAGUCUCUUGCUCCUAAAUAGAGAGUCCAGACAAAUAACUAAGCAAUGACAACAAUAACGUCUUAAAUAAUUUGGUUUAUUUGGUCAUUAUGUGAAAAGAAAAGUCAAAUCAAUGGUAUUGAUUUCGAUUCAUGCCGACAAAGCAUUCAUAAUUGAAUAUGUCAUGUUUAUGCUCCGUCAUAGCCUUGACAAUUUUGGCUUGUGCAGUCUGGAGAGAGAUAUCAGAGUGUUUCUGAUCCCUCGACAUACAUCGCCAGAGAGGGGCGGUCUGGUGUCAAAAUCGCAGGGUGGCUAGCAAACUCAAAGGGCCCGGUUAAGGGCAUGGCGGAAAAAGUUUGACCGCACCCACUGAAAAAGUAACCUUAAAAUAGGGUUAAUUCAAUAAAAAUUGAUGAUAAACCAAUGUGAUAAACAGCAGCAGCAUAUCGAUUUUAAUGCGUAAAUUCUGACCCAAUUGAAUCCACACCUUUCCUCUCGUGUAAAAAGACCUUAAAAUCUCAUGUAGAGUUAAAAAUCAAGAAAAAAAGUGUCAUCACGCAUUUAUACGCAUUGUAGAGUGAAGAGUAUGCUGCUAAGUGCAUGUUGUACACUCUCUUUUAUAAGAACCAGUAAAUUUAAGUUCAGGCUGACUGUUCUUACUUUUUGCAAAUUUAUCUUAACUUUAGGCUGGAUUGUUCUUAAUUUGUUCUAAAACUUAUAGCGUGUCAGCAGUGCGAUGGCCAGCUUUUCCACUCUAGGGUAGUGUUCAGGCAUCAUUUGCCAACAAGUUGGUGAGAAAACCUUCAUUUGACGACAAGUUUGAAUAUUCACGAAAAAGCACCCACACAUGGCUAAAAGUUCUCGUUUUUGGUUUGAGAUAAAUCGUUGUUCAAAAUUGCAUUUUACAGAAGCAUAGUCUCAGCUUCUUCUUAAUUUUGUUGUUCUUAUUUUUUGAACAAUUUUGGGGCUCUGUUCUUAUAAAAUUGUUCUUAUAAAAAAAGGGUGUAAAAAUUUAAUACUGCUAAAAUUACCGUAGUUGAAUUAAAAAAAAUUCCGAAAAGAAGAUUGAAGCAUGCCGAAUCCAAUUCUGAGGUUGUCUUAAGAUAUCAGUCCAUAUUUUUGAGAUAUUAACGUUUCCCGAUUUGACCCCGACUUCUCUAUUCGACCCCGUUGCCUAUUUGACCUCGAGCACUGCCAAUAUGGUUGGCAAACCAUGGUGACGCUAGAACAAGUUGUGUUCGUUACCACAGAUUUAUUUAUAGCAACAGGUUGUCAAAUGGUUUUGCAAUAGAGUUAAAACUGAGUGCAAACUUGUAAGUAUUUUAAAGCCAAGGAAACCGCCGGUCUGUUUCUAGAUAUUCAAAACCGCUGCGAUUGACCUUCAGGAAUCUUCCACACUCAUUAAGGCCCCGUU